Messenger RNA from Phytophthora nicotianae INRA-310, 1644 nucleotides. RefSeq lists its product as hypothetical. Bases 319 to 1506 code for a protein of 395 amino acids. The transcript has 2 exons. NCBI's taxonomy places the organism in Eukaryota, Oomycota, Peronosporomycetes, Peronosporales, Peronosporaceae. The record is from RefSeq and is a predicted model, not a curated record.
GAGCAGAAGUGCAACAUGUGAUUGGGUGCCUUUUCCUCCAUUUUGAAGAACGUUCUACAUGCUUGCUCAGAUCUGAUUCCAUCUUUAUCGUCGAAGUUGCGCGGAUGGCGUUCCGCAGUCUCCGGAUAACUCGUCACGCAAUGCAGCCCACUCCAUUUUCGCCGUACGCAUCUGUGCGCUUGUCACUAUACAUGCUGCUGCUCUUCAUGAACCAGACGCGCCGUGCGCUAAUCAGCGCCAGCCCCAGCGCCAAAGUCUCCAAGCGCAUGGAGAUCCGCGAACAAGACUUCUCCUUCCAAGGUGCAAGAGUGUGGGUUGAUGUCGCUCUCUAAAGCUUCACUAACUGGCUUUUACCGUUGUGAUACAUUCGGCUGGGUUGAAUUUGCAUACUCUGCGGCUGUAGAUGGCGCCCGAGAGCAGCCAGUGAUUGAGGUGGUAACCAAAGACGUCAGGACUGCAGAUAUUUUCAACGUUAUGCAAGGUACGGCCGUGCUACUGGGUCUGGAGGAGAGCUGCAUGGUACUGUAUGCUCAUGGACCCUACGCUGUUGCGCUCUGCGUGCUCUCAGCUAUCGGCGGCGACGAGGACGCAGCAGAACACGCAGCAUCCUGGUGGAAGGAUGCAGUGACAGAGGAAUUCACGAGGCAGGACGUCGUGGUGCUGGCUUUGAUCGCAAUUUGUGUGUUGCGACUAGUGGUUUUCGUGUUCCAAGUGCUGUGGAAGCUUGUGAGACUGCCGAUGCAAUGGUAUACUACGAUGGAGAAGGAAAUGGAUGGAGAUAUUGAGGAGAAAUGCAGUGUUGAGACAGUAGUGAGGCUGAGGAAACAGUUGGCGAUCGUCCGCUUCUGCCAUCUGCAGUUUUUACUGGUGAUCGAGAAAUUGAAGCGUGAAAUGAAAGACGCCAAGAAGGAAGACACACAGCAAAUGGUGGCGUCGUUGGCGGUGUCUCAACACGAAGAGAGCGAGGAAGUGACGCUCGCUGAGAUGUUGGCGACGUUGCAGAAGAUCCAGGCCAAGGACAGCAGCUUCAAAGCGAGUGAGGUGGAGGAGCACCUUGUGGACAUUAAGCAGGACGUGGAAGAGGAAGAGGAUAUUGAUUCUGGUCUACCUGAAGCAUGGGAGCGUUUACAGGAGAUCUACGCUUCGUUUCUUCGGAUUCAGGCGACAAUUAUCCGUCGGCAGAAGCGAAGAACCACGUGGCAAUGGCAGCUACAGCAGCACGAACAGCACAGUGAGGACACGUCUCGACGUCGUCAGCGUCGACUUCCGAGCAGUGAAGACCCCACUGAUGAGGUUCUGCAGGAGCUACAAGAGCUGACAAAAGAAUUACCACAAGGAUUCACUGCCGAUAUGUUCACAUCUCUGGGUAAUGCGAUGCACGAAAAAAUGGUAGCUGCUGGGCCGGAGACAAGUCCCAUCCCUUCUGUUAAGACCCCAUACACUGUGAACACAGCUGCUAUACCGACAGCAGCCAAAUACAGCGCCACGGCCCAGAAAGCGGCGUGAAAUGGCGUUGAACUACAUAAGUACAGAGUAGUAGAAUUCACUUAAUAGGACCAAGUAGAACGUAGGAGACCGAGCACUAGGUAGGGAAUCAUGUAACAUAUCAAGAUACAAACGCUUAAGUCAAUCCGUUUCAAAGCC